AUGGGUGUUCUCUAUCCAUCUUCUCACGUAUCUGGGUCUUACAUCGAUUUGAUACCAGCCUCGACGCCGAGAAUGUUCACCUCAGUGCUUGAAAAAGUGCGCCUCGGCGAUGGAAUUCGUGGUGCCAUCACAGAGUCUGUACGCUUCGUCUUGAUCUUGAGCAUUCCCUUCCUUCUUACCUAUCUCUUCACCUACAUCCGCUUUCUCUGGCAGACCCGAUCUUGCAGGAGGUCAGAAGCCAGGCGGCCUGCUGUACCUCCCCACUUCAUCCCAGGACUUGGCCAUGCCUACUCGAUCCUAUUCAAUGCCGAGAAAUUUCUCCGCCCUCUACAGUCCAGACUGCAGGGCUCCGUCUUGUCUCUCUCCGCACCUGCAAGUUCACUUUGCUACGUCCUUCCCGGUGAAGGCGUACGAUUGUUGUUCAAGGGACCUCGUGAGCUCGUACCAGUGCCUGGUAUCUUCGACGCCUUGACGAUCUUCUUUGGCUUGGAAGCUGCCGACUACCAUGUGUUCAAACACGACCACAUCUCAGCGUUCGAGAAGCAUAAGGGCGCAGGACUUUCAACCUCCCACCCAGACGCAUCCCGACGAAUCAUGGAACAUCAACGCAAAGAUUUCAUUACUUUUUUAAACGGAGAAAAUCUUCGGCUGGUAAUGGACAGAUUCUCUUCCAACUUCGCGCAGCAACUAUGGCCACAGAAUGCUUCCCUUGAGAAGAAAGGUCCCGUCCUCCUUCCUGAUCUAUACAAAUUCGUACGCGACGCAAUCUUUCAUGCUGAAGUCGAGGCGCUCUACGGGAGGCACAUCUUUAAGCUUUACCCUUCCUUUUGUAAAGACUUUUGGGCCUUUUACGACGCCUUCCCCGUUGUAUCCCGAGGGAGCCCUCGCUGGAUGUAUCCCUCGCAGUACCGCUCGCGCGACCGGAUGCUCGAGAACCUCAGCGCUUGGAGGGGCUGGUGCAAUUCCAACAGUGACCAUGCCGAUGCGGAGCUGGGCAACGCCGAGUCCGAUCCUGUCUGGGGCACCCGCUAUGUGAGGAACAUGGUCCGGCGAUAUGAGGAUCUCGGGUUCUCCGAUGCCGGGACGUCGAGUGUUAUACUUGGCUUUUUGUUUGUCACAACGGCAAACACCAUUCCAGCCGCCUGCUGGGUGAUUCUCCACACACUUCUCGAUCAAUCACUUGCAGCAAGACUACGACGUGAACUGGGUAUCCGAGACAAGGGUGAAGCAACACCAGUGGACUGCACGGCGCUAUCAUCGGCUCCGCUCCUGAACUCAGUCUACCGAGAGACGUUGCGACUCCAUGUCGCCGGGGCUAUCGGCCGCAAGUCGGUGGGUGCCGGCCUCCGUCUGCACGGUGAUUCCUUCUCCGCUUUACCAUCGGGCACGACCGCCCUAUCAGCCAACUGGCUCGGCGGUCUCGACGGGUCCAUCUGGAACACGGGCCGGACCAUCAACGGGGUCACGGAACACUCCCUCGAGUCCUUUUGGGCGGAGCGGUUCCUCGAAUACCCCGACGAUCCAUCCAGCGGUCCGCUUCGAGGAGCGAGUCAUAGUCAUGGGGUUGCGGCGAAGCAUGUCCGCGAUGAUUCGAAAGCCAAGCUGUCGAAUCCGUCGGCGCUGCGAGGGCACUUUUUCCCCUUUGGUGGAGGCGCGUGGAGGUGCCCGGGCGAGACGUUGGCGAAGAAUACGAUUCUGGCCUCCGUCUUUCUCCUGUUGAGGGACCUUGACGUGGAGAUUUUGGAUCCGGCGGGUGCGGCUGAAGCUCGUUCUCGUCACAGAGCUAUGCCAUUUGGAUCGCAUGCCUUUGAUAGAGAGGUACCAGUAAGAAUUCGGAAGCGAUGGUGA
Colletotrichum orchidophilum is the source of this 1848-nucleotide messenger RNA. RefSeq lists its product as uncharacterized. Lineage: Eukaryota; Fungi; Ascomycota; Sordariomycetes; Glomerellales; Glomerellaceae. The record is from RefSeq and is a predicted model, not a curated record. Gene Ontology annotation, molecular function: steroid hydroxylase activity; oxidoreductase activity, acting on paired donors, with incorporation or reduction of molecular oxygen; heme binding. The coding region runs from base 1 to 1848 and encodes 615 amino acids. The transcript has 3 exons.